UGUAGAGACGGAAGCUACCACAGCCGAGGUGUCGUAAUGAAUCGCAGGCGGAAUGCGCUUAUUGGAUUUUGCCUUCUUGCCAUAGCCGCCAUUGAAAUUCGGAAUCUCUACGAUUCAUUUCGUGGUAGUAGGGGUACAGAAAAGCAGAAACCUGAUUUAGAGGUUUUGGAGGAAAAAGACCAGAGUAGAGUCCAGCCUAACGUCAUGCUAGAUGUAGAAAAUCAAAAUCAAGAGACAAAGAUAGAGAAAGCCUCCGAGCCACAGAAGACAAAAACCGUUUUGUUUUGGAACUGGAACUGGACGCCAGAUAUUGGUGAACCUCUAGACACCGUUUUGGAGCGAUCAAAAUGUCCUCAUCACCACCUCUGCAAGCUAACAAAAGACAAACGUUUGGUCCAUAAUAGCGACGCCUUGAUAUUUCACAGAUCGUUAGGAGAAAAGCCCCCAUUUAGUCUCCGUCGACCAGAACAAAGAUGGAUUUGGAUUGAAGGUGAACCCCCCUGUUUUGGUGCCAUGCCUGAUACCGGGGAACCCUACAACUGGACAAUGACCUACAGGCUAGACUCUGAUUUAUACGGACCCUACGCCCAAAUAUUUCGUCGGGAGAAACCGCUGAAGAAAGACUACAUGUCAAUUGUCAAAGCAAAAACGGGCUUGGUCGCCUGGAUGGUGUCUAACUGCCCAACCCCUUCGCGUCGUAUGGAUUAUGUGCGGGAAUUACAAAAGUACAUUGACAUUGAUAUCUAUGGAAGCUGUGGACCGGGAAAAGUCAAAUGCCCGAAAGAACCCGGAAAGAUUAUGGGCUACGAAGAGCAAUGUUUGAGAAAAUUGGAAAGUUAUAAAUUCUACUUGUCCUUUGAGAACAGCCUUGCAGUUGAUUAUGUUACAGAAAAGUUCUUUAAGACGGUCAACAUUGACGUAGUGGCUGUGGUGCGUUCCGGGGCCAACAUGACUCGCCUUGGGUUCCACAAAGAUUGGUACAUUAACACUGCGGAUUUCUCCAGUCCAAAGGAACUUGCUGAUUAUCUUAAAAAACUAGAUGCUAACGACGCGUUAUACGUGAAAUACUUGGAGUGGAAGAACUAUUAUUAUAGUGCUAUGUCUACAACACUGUGCAAUCUUUGCGAGCGGCUUCUUUACCACGACGACCCUCCUAAGACAUAUACCAAAGAUGACAUUCGUCAAUUUUUCUACACUGAUGCAUGUUUUAAACCAAAUGACAUAGUACGUGAUUAA
This is a messenger RNA of Lingula anatina, 1236 nucleotides long. Its product is annotated as alpha-(1,3)-fucosyltransferase 7-like. Gene Ontology annotation, molecular function: fucosyltransferase activity. Lineage: Eukaryota; Metazoa; Brachiopoda; Lingulata; Lingulida; Lingulidae. The record is from RefSeq and is a predicted model, not a curated record. Gene Ontology annotation, cellular component: membrane.